AUGGCCACCUCUUCUCUCGCACCACGAGCCAUGUUUGACGAGCAUGACCAGAACGACAUAAUUUACCCUCAUGAUGACCCACUGGUAAUGAUAGUGAGAAUUGCAAACUGGGAAGUGGAUAGGAUAUUGAUAGAUGGAGGCAUCUCAGCCAACAUCACAUACAUUAACGCGUUCAACGAGCUGAAGUUGGACAAGAAGGAUCUAAAGAGGGUGAGUUACGAAGUCACCGGGUUUAAUAGAUCAGGGUUAAACCCGGAAGGCAUAAUCGAGCUCUCAGUCCGGGUAGGAGAGAGAUCAAGAAGGCGUGAUGUUGGAGCAGAAUUCCUUAUGAUAAACUCUCCUUCACCCUACAAUGUGAUCAUGGGAAGACCACUCAUCUACAAGAUAGGCGGAGUGGUAUCCACCUAUCACCUUGCCAUGGCCUACACAACUAAUGAGGGACAAUUAGUAAAGCUCAAGGGAAGCAAGAAAACAGCUCAACAAUGUUACAUAACUGCCCUAAAGCAGCCCACAAAAACCAGAUAG
This is a messenger RNA of Chenopodium quinoa (quinoa), 525 nucleotides long. RefSeq lists its product as uncharacterized. The record is from RefSeq and is a predicted model, not a curated record. Lineage: Eukaryota; Viridiplantae; Streptophyta; Magnoliopsida; Caryophyllales; Amaranthaceae. The transcript has a single exon. The coding region runs from base 1 to 525 and encodes 174 amino acids.